AUCUCUUAGGAAACUCAGUGCUCGUGGAUCACUCUUCUCUUUCUUUAAAAAUAUUUUGUUUUCUUUAGAAAGGCAGCCCAUCAUCUUUAAGGAAAGUUCAGAAGAGUAGAAAGAUGGGGUAGGAGGAAGUCACCUGGAACCCCACCAGUCAGACACAACAACAAUGAAUAUGUUGCUGUAUUUCCUUCAAAUAUUCAUUAUAUUCAUACUGCAUUUACAAAUUAGUCUAGGUGAAAUCUUUAGAAAGAAUUUCCUACUCCUAACCUAGGCCUGCUUUGGACAAAGAAAACCUUGAUAGUUUAAUUUGUCCUCGGGACCCAUGGGUGUGGAUAGGUUUGGGCCCCAGCAGGUCAGGGGCUCCAGGAAAGCCCAUCAAAUUUGGGCUCACCACAGUCACUCACAGCAGACCUGGGGCAGGGGAUGGCCAGACCAGGGGUUACCCUCUCUCCUGCCCCCCACCAUCACUCCCACCAGCUUCAUUAUUUUUACCUUUCACAUUUAGAUCCAGUUAGUUUGGGGAUAGGAUAUGAAUUCAUUUUUCCAGACUCCUUUUUUUUCUCAUAUGGAUAUCUAAUUGCUUCACCUACAUUUAUGGAAAAGAUCAUCUGUUCCCUACCAUACUGCAGUGUCACCUUGUCAUAAAUUAAGUGACCUUACGCGAGUGGGUCUAUUUCUAGAUUCUCUUCUGUUCCACUGGCCUCCUCAUCAGUCUUUGUGCCAAUUUCACACUGUAUUAAUUGUGGUUGCUUUAUAAUAAAUCUUGAUAUCUAGUAGUGUAACCCUCCAACUUUGUUCUUCAAGAUUGAUUUGACUCUUCCUGAUUCUUUAUGUUUCUCUGUACAUUUUGGAAUCAGUUUGUCAAUUUCUACCAAAAGAAGUAUGCUGGGAUUUUGAUUGCCAUAACUCUGUAGGUUAAUUAGGGAAUAAUUGAUAUCUUUAUAAUAUUGAGGCUUCCAAUCUAUGAACAUUCUUUAUCAUCUUUAAUGUUUGAUAUUUUUCAACGUAGAGACCUUGCGCAUCUUUGAUUCGAUUUAUUCCUAGGUAUCUGAUAUUUUUCAUGUAAAGUGGGAAAGGAUGUCUGAGGGGUUUUUCCCUAAUAACACUUCUGACAGCAAAUGAGAGGGUUUUUCUCCUCCUGAGAUCAUUUAUCCAAUUCUCUGACACCAACCGGGUGUUCAACAAUUCAGUUUGAUUCUGACACUAACUACCUGGAUUAGCACAGACUCCUCAGGCUCAGCCCCACAAACUGCCCCCCACCUUGGACUCAGGUUCCAAGGCCCAGGUCCCCGUACCUCUGACCAGCUGGCUAAUAAUUGAGGUUCCCACGACCCCUUCCUCACAUUUGAUAAUUUGCUAGGAUGGCUGGUGGAAGUCAGGAAGGCACUCUACUAUUACCAGUUCAUUAAGAUGCAACUUAGGAACACCCAAAUGGAAGAGAUGCAUAACGCCUAGGGCAGGGUAUGGGGGAAGGGUGCAGAGCUUCCAUGCCCUCCCCAGACGCGUCGCCCUCUCAGGACCUUGAGGCGUGCACCAGCCCUGAAUCCUCUCUCUGAGGGGUUUUUAUGGAGGUUUCAUUAAGUAGGCACAAUUGAUUAAAUCAUUGGUUAUUGAUGAUUAACUCAGUCUCCAGCCCCUCUUCCCUCCCCAGAGGUGGGAAUGGGGAGGCUGAAAGUUCCAACACUCUUGUCACUCUGGGGAUUCCAAGAGGUUUAAGAGCUCUGUGCCAGGAAUAGGGGGCAGGGUGUGGGGUGUACAAAGACCAAACGUCUAUUUCCCAUUGUACCACAGCAUCUUUUUGUAAAUUUCAUUUUCUAUUUGUUUGUUGCUGGUAUGCAAGAAUACAAUUUUUUUUUAUAUUGACCUUGAAUUGGGGACUUCUAAAAUUCACACUUAAUCCCCAAAGUUUGUAUGUAGAUUCUUCUAUGUACGCAGUCAUAUUGUCCCAGGCAGUGUUGGCCUCACCAUGGUUUUGGGCAAGUCCUGGCAGCCUCCCUUUAGGUGUGGAUUUCCCGCUAGCUAAGUGGCUGGCUCUGAUUUCUAAAUCUCUACUCCCCCUCCCCCAAAGGCUGAGCUCAGUUCAUUGCUUCUGUCAGCUCCCUACCUCCCCUGUAACCCCUGGAUCCUAGGACUCUGCACUGUCCUUCUUUCUCCUCAGGCCCUUCCUGCUGCCUGUGGGAAGAACUUAUUCUGGAAUUGCUGUUAGGGUGGACUCAGGAGGGGCAUCCCAGAGUCAUGUAGACCAUUUGCUAAAGAUGCUUUGCAGGAACUUCCCUGGCAGUCCAAUGGUUAAGAUUCCAUGCUUCCACUGCAGGGGGCGAGGGUUCCACUGAUCCCUGGUCGGGGAACUAAGAUCCCGCAUGCUGCGGUACAGCCAAAAACAAAAAAACGAAAAAAAAACAAAAACAAAAAAGAUGCUUUCCCCGUGCAUUCCUGCAGCAAACGCUGGGCCUUUGGGUGCGGCCAGGGAGUUGGGGCCAGGGAUGUUCUGGUGGGGAGAGAGGGAAGUAUUAGCCACCUGUUUUGCAACUCUAGGCUGUGUCCCUACACCUCCAGAAGGGUUUACAGAGUGGGGAGGAGAGUGAAACCAUCAGCUGAGCUAAUCCAGAGAUAGAGGGUCUGUCAGGACAGAAUUGCAGAACUGAGACUCUUCUGUAGCCAAAGACAACAGGGAGGAGGUCAGGCUUUACCAAGCCAUGAAGAGUCUAUGUCGUGGAGCAGUGACGAGGGCCCCAGAACAAGAAAUCAGGAAUGACCACUGCCAGGUGGCUCCGAGAGGACAGGAGUUGGGCAUCACUCCCAGGCUUGGAUCUGCUCACCUUCUGAUGUCUGCAGGGACCUGAGCUGAGAGACAGGAUGCACGGAGAGGCACCAUGUUCCGCAAGAAAAAAAAGAAACGCCCUGAGAUCUCGGCCCCACAGAAUUUCCAGCACCGCGUCCACACCUCCUUCGACCCCAAAGAAGGCAAGUUCGUGGGCCUCCCCCCACAAUGGCAGAACAUCCUGGACACACUGCGGCGACCCAAGCCCGUGGUGGACCCUUCACGCAUCACCCGGGUGCAGCUCCAGCCCAUGAAGACAGUGGUGCGGGGCAGCGCGGCGCCCAUGGACGGCUACAUCUCGGGGCUGCUCAACGAUAUCCAGAAGUUGUCAGUCAUCAGCUCCAACACCCUGCGCGGCCGCAGCCCCACCAGCCGGCGGCGGGCACAGUCCCUGGGGCUGCUAGGGGAUGAGCAGUGGGCCGCCAACUCGGACAUGUACUUGCAGAGCCCCCAGUCUGAGCACAGGGACCCCCAUGGCCUCUACCUCAGCUGCAACGGGGCCGCACCAGCAGGGCGCAGGCAUGUGCCAUGGCCCGAGCCACAGAGCCCGCGGGUCCUGCCCAGUGGGCUGGCCACCAAGGCACAGUCCCUGGGCCCCACCGAGUUCCAGGGCGCCCCGCAGCACUGCCUGCAGAGCUCCCCAACCGGCACCUCGGCCUCCACGGCUGCAGGCAGACGGGGGCCCAAGACUGCCGGGCAUGGCUCUGAGGAGGCCCGGCCACAGUCCUGCCUGGUGGGCUCGGCUGCAGGCAGGCCGGGGGGGGAGGGCAGCCCCAGCCCCAAGACCCCGGAGAGCAGCCUGAAGCGCAGGCUGUUCCGAAGCAUGUUCCUGUCCGCUCCUGCCGCCGCCCCUCCAAGCAGCAGCAAGCCAGGCCCUCCACCACAGAGCAAGCCCAACGCCUCUUUCAGACCGCUGCAGAAAGACCUCCCCCCAAGCCUGGUGGCCAAGGCCCAGUCCUUGCCCUCAGACCAGCCCGUGGGGACCUUCAGCCCUCUGGCCACCUCGGAUACCAGCAGCCCCCAGAAGUCCCUCCGCACAGCCCCAGCUGCCGGCCCCCCUCCAGGACGGUCUUCCCCGGCGGGCUCCCCCCGCACCUGGCAUGCCCAGAUCAGCACCAGCAACCUUCACCUGCCCCAGGACCCCGCAGUGGCCAAGGGUGCCCUGGCUGGUGAGGAAACGGGCGUUGUGACACACGAGCAGUUCAAGGCUGCACUCAGGAUGGUGGUGGACCAGGGUGACCCCCGGCUACUGCUGGACAGCUACACGAAGAUUGGCGAGGGCUCCACGGGCAUCGUCUGCCUGGCCCGGGAGAAGCACUCGGGCCGCCAGGUGGCCGUCAAGAUGAUGGACCUCAGGAAGCAGCAGCGCAGGGAGCUGCUCUUUAAUGAGGUGGUGAUCAUGCGGGACUACCAGCACCUCAACGUGGUGGAGAUGUACAAGAGCUACCUGGUGGGCGAGGAGCUGUGGGUGCUUAUGGAGUUCCUGCAGGGCGGGGCCCUCACGGACAUCAUCUCCCAAGUCAGGCUGAAUGAGGAGCAGAUUGCCACCGUGUGCGAGGCCGUGCUGCAGGCCCUGGCUUACCUGCAUGCCCAGGGUGUCAUCCACCGGGACAUCAAGAGCGACUCCAUACUGCUGACCCUCGAUGGCAGGGUGAAACUCUCGGACUUUGGAUUCUGUGCACAGAUCAGCAAAGAUGUCCCUAAGAGGAAGUCCCUGGUGGGAACCCCCUACUGGAUGGCUCCCGAAGUGAUCUGCAGGUGUCUGUAUGCGACUGAGGUGGAUAUCUGGUCUCUGGGCAUCAUGGUGAUUGAGAUGGUAGAUGGAGAGCCACCCUACUUCAGUGACUCCCCAGUGCAAGCCAUGAAGAGGCUCCGGGACAGCCCCCCACCCAAGCUGAAGAACUCUCACAAGGUCUCCCCAGUGCUGCGAGACUUCCUGGAACAGAUGCUGGUGCGAGACCCCCAGGAGAGAGCCACGGCCCAGGAACUCCUGGACCACCCCUUCCUGCUGCAGACGGGGCUGCCCGAGUGCCUGGUGCCCUUGAUCCAGCUCUACCGCAAGCAGACCUCCGCCUGCUGA
This is a messenger RNA of Aethalodelphis obliquidens (Pacific white-sided dolphin), 4898 nucleotides long. It is a transcript of the gene PAK6, whose product is annotated as p21 (RAC1) activated kinase 6. The transcript has 9 exons. The coding region runs from base 2871 to 4898 and encodes 675 amino acids. The record is from RefSeq and is a predicted model, not a curated record. Gene Ontology annotation, biological process: protein phosphorylation. Gene Ontology annotation, molecular function: ATP binding; protein serine/threonine kinase activity. NCBI's taxonomy places the organism in Eukaryota, Metazoa, Chordata, Mammalia, Artiodactyla, Delphinidae.